This is a messenger RNA of Indicator indicator, 2754 nucleotides long. RefSeq names its product interferon alpha and beta receptor subunit 1 (gene IFNAR1). The record is from RefSeq and is a predicted model, not a curated record. Lineage: Eukaryota; Metazoa; Chordata; Aves; Piciformes; Indicatoridae. The transcript is spliced from 12 exons. The coding region runs from base 1 to 2466 and encodes 821 amino acids. Gene Ontology annotation, molecular function: protein binding.
AUGACCAGACAACAAGGACAGCACAACGGGACGGAAUGGGAGUGCUGUGACAAUAUAGUGUCAGAGUUACACAACCACCAACCUCUGCCCUGGAAGGCAGCAGUCGUGCCGGGCCUGAAAGAACCGAGCAUCUGCCCUACCAAUACAGGAUCGCCAGGCCGCUCUGGCAACAAUAUUAGCUUGCAUUACUCGGUUUCGUACACACUGCUGUGUGACGGCGAGCACACACAACCAUGCCUACGCCUGAUAAACGAUUCUCUGCGGACUCCUUUCACCCAGCCGGGCGGCGCAGCCUACCCCUUCCGCCCAGGCACCGGCCCAGCCACUCACGGCCACACCUCCCGACCGGCGCAGCCUGCCCCUUCCGCCCAGGCACCGGCCCAGCCGCUCACGGCCACACCUCCCGACCGGCGCAGCCUGCCCCUUCCGCCCAGGCACCAGCCCAGCCGCUCACGGCCACACCUCCCGACCGGCGCAGCCUGCCCCUUCCGCCCAGGCACCGGCCCAGCCGCUCACGGCCACACCUCCCGACCGGCGCAGCCUGCCCGUUCCGCCCAGCAAGCCCCUCCCCACACACUUCGAGGACAGAGCCGGCUACAAGAAAGCAGCCCGCCGACAUUUUGUGUGCCACUGAACCCUGCAGCCCACGCCAGCCGCAUCCCCAUAACCGGCAGAGCGGCGCGGCGGCUACGUGCGCAGCCGCCCGAGGCUUCCGGUAACGGUGCGGGCGCCGGUGCUGAGGGUCGGAUGGAUGGCGGCCUGGCAACGGUGGUCGUGGGGCGUGCGGCCGUGGCGGCGUCAUUCUUCUGCUUCCUGGUCUCGCUGCCCCUGCACUGCGCAGGUCAAACUAAUCUGAAGAGCCCGCAGGAUAUUCAAGUUUAUGUCGUAAAUACAAAUUUCACUCUAAGGUGGAACUACACUGGGAAUGAUACCAAUGUGACAUUUUUAGCAGAAUAUCAGUGGUUUGAAGAUUUUAAGACAAAUGGAACUGAAUGGAAGGAGUUGCCUGGGUGUCAAAAUGUUACUAGCAGGGAAUGCGAUUUUUCCUCUGCAAUAACCAAAUACUAUGAUACGUAUCAUGUGCGUAUACGGGCCAAAAGAAGGGAAGAAGUGUCUCCUUGGUCUAGCAUUUUUGAAAUGAUUCCAUAUCUUAUAGCUCAGAUUGGUCCUCCAGACAUAAAGUUGCAGUCCACAAAUGGAGCCAUAAAAAUUAAGGUUUCUCCUCCAGAAGCAAAUCAGGUCAGAAAAAUGUGGACAGAUCAUUUAAGUUUUAAAUACAAUGUAAUUAUCUGGAAAAAUUCAUCAAAUGCAGAGUUUAGAAGUCAAAGUAUUUUUCCUACUGACACAAUCAAUGAUCUUGCACCAGACACUACCUAUUGUUUGAAAGUACAAGCAACUCUUGCUUUGGAAUGGAAAGAAGGCUUAUUCAGUCCUAUUCGUUGUGUAAAAACUACCCAUAAAGUGAAUGAUCUACACUGUGCAAAAAAUGUGACCAUUCUUGCUUUGAAUAUGGAAUUUUAUCUGCACUGGAAUAAUCAAUACAAACAGCAUGUGAGCUACAAUGUACAGUAUCUCAUUGGAUAUCUAAAGAAACUUCACGAUGAUUACUCAUCAAAGUGGCUCAAUGUUCCUGGAUGUGAAAACAUCACUGAUACACAAUGCAAUCUCUCUUCUAUCAUCACUGCUACUUCUGGAUUUUAUUACUUCCAUGUGCAGGCCAUGAAUGAAUAUAAUAAAUCAUGUUUGUCUAAUGAAGUAAAAGUAGAUCCUCUGAUAACAAAUGAAAUUGGCCCUCCUGAUGUGAAGGUGGAUGUCAGUGAUGUUCUCCUCCAUAUCCAGAUUUCUCCUCCAGGAGGAGCCCAGAGUGAAGUCAUGAGGGACCAUUACGACUUGUCUUACCGGGUUCUGUAUUGGAAGAAUUCAUCCAAUAAUGAGGAAGAAAUUAAAAUGAAAGAGAUAAAACAGACAAUAGGGACAGUCUCUGAUCUAACACCUGCGACUUUGUACUGUGUAAAAGUACAAGCAUUCUCAGAAGCAUACAACAAGAGCAGUCCUUACAGCAAAGAGGAAUGCAUCAAAACACCUGGAGGUAAAAUUUUACCUCUGAUCAUUUUAACAACAUUUUUCAUUGCUUUGAUUGCUGUCUCUCUUGUGGCUACACUGCUUGUUUUUACUGUAUAUCAAGUCUACAAUAAAAUCAAAUACGUGUUCUUUCCAUCAUGCCAGCCUCCUUUGAACAUAGAGGGUUUUGAACAGCCCUUUAGAAGUCUUUAUCUGCCAGCUACAGAAGAACAAAUAGAAAAUUGUUCAGUAAUUGAGCUUAUUAUCACAGAAGCAAAUCAGGUUGAUUUUAAAGACUACAAACAUUCCAAACAGAGCAGCCGAGAUUCGGGAAAUUAUUCUAAUGAUGAUGAUAUUUCAGGACACAAAGUGUCAGAGGAAACACUAGAAAAGGAAAUAGGGUAACUUUUAAGAACAUAGAAUUCAUUUAAGGGACUGGCAGUGUAAUAAGCACUUAACCUUUUUAUUAUUAAAGUCACAGCCUAAGGAAGGCAGUGUGACUUUGGGGUUUUGACUGACUUUUAUGGUAAAAGGAAUAUCAUCUAUGUAAAGAGGAGCAGAACUGUAUACUUUAUAUACCGUACUUGAAUCUGAUAACCUCAGAAAAAGCCUGCUCUGUUCCACAAGAAGACUUUCUCACUAUCUUAGAGGUUUGUUUUGAAUGCCAGUGUGUACUGUCACAGAAGCCUUAAA